GAGAGCGGCUCCGUCACGUUAAUCUGGAUUAGAGUUCGGUCCGGUCUGCAGCCAGGACUCCAGUAAUCACAUUACUCCGCGUUGGGCUGCUGCCUGCUGGGAGGAGGAGGAGGAGGAGGAGGAAGAGGAGGAAGAAGCGGCGAUGUGAGGCGGAGGCUGCAGUCGUCUCCGCGCCGAGCUGCUCGUCUAAAGCCCACGUCCCGAGGACUUCUGUGGGAUUCCUGCAGCGGAGGAACACGAGCUGGGAUGUGAGGAAAGUUGUGCGUGUUGCGGAUGUUUUGCAGCUCUGCAGCAGGAGCAGCAGCAGGAGCAGCAGCAGCAUCCACACUCAGCACUGCAGGAGCUGCUGCCUCCAACGGGACUCCCUCAACCUGAGGACAGAGGAGGCUUCUCUGCCCACCAUGGCACCAGCAGAAAUUGAUCCACUGUCCUGCCUGGAAAGCUGCCAGAUCCGAGCUGACCGUGUUCCUCGGAGCUGCAAAAGGUUUUCCACUCGCCGUCAGCAUGAAGUGAUCCAAACUGACUCCCGAGUAGAAAUUGAUCAGGGUGAUGCAGGAGCGUCUGGAGCAGCUAAAGCGCUGUCAGAGCUGCACUUUGGGUUAAUUAGAUUGACAAACAGCCCGGCAGGUCGGCGCUAAAAUUAUUAUCUCGCCUUUAUGAAUAGUGCAGGGGAGAGAUAAGCCACAAGCAAGUUUAAAUCAUGUGGCGACAGAUUUCAGGCCCUGAAAAUUGGUUUUCAUCCGAGGGAAAGAUAGAAUUUAUGCUCAAGAUGCUUUUAUGAAAUAAAAUGCAGCAAUUAUGAGGCAAAAACUACUGUUUAACCUAAGCUGCAUCCUCAGUGAAUGAUGCAGUUUCCCUCUUCCAGUGGAGUCACAGUUCUAGACACAGAAAACCAGAUUAAACGCCCGAAUAAAGGUAUUUAUUACAGUACUCAACUCUUUUUAUCAUUUGCUAGCACAGUAAAUGAGUUAUACUUACAUUUACAGCAUAAAUGCAGCAGACAGCAGCAUUAUUCUGUCUUCAAACAUCCCUUGUAGAAUAUAAGAGUAAUAUUUAUCUCACAUCCAUCAUUUUCUUCAUGUUUUUUCACUGUAUGUUUCUGUAUGGAAGCACUCAUUUAGUCAAAUAAUUAGUUUGCUGAUUGACGGAAUAUUAAUUGGCAUCAUUUUCUUUUUGUAAAACAGCCAAACAUUCCUGGUUUCCGUCAUUUUAAAUGUAAGAAUUUGCCAUUUUCCUUUAUUUCAUCUCAUUGUAAACUGAUUUUCUUUGUCCAUUAUUUUUGUCAUGUUUUUUCCGUACUUUUUUCCCCCUAUGGAAGCAGUUAUACAAAGUGAACUGCAAACUUCUCAUGAUCCCGUACUGAAAGAAAGAAAAAAUCACUUGCAUUUACUCGAUUUUAAUGUGCAAUUAACUCCCACACUAUCAGAAUAAGGCCAAAUAGUGUAAUUAUUCUCUUUUUCUUAAUAAAUUAUUGCUUGUCAAACAAAAAUUUAGUUGCCAUAACUCCAGUUUAUUGUGUCAUGUUUUCAACUGUUACCUCAACUUGACUUCUAAGGAUAAAAUGAGAUGGAAUUUGUAAAUAUUGCCAAAUAUCUCACUGUGAUAAUUUUAUGUGACAGCCAGCACAAGCAGCUGUAAAUACAUGAAACUGAACAACGCACCAAAAUGUAAUUCAUGUCCCAAGCGUCUUCAUUUCCUGUCAUAAAAUCCUCUUAAAUAUGAAGGAUUACGGUUAAUUCUCUCUCAGUCUGGACCCUACUGUAGCUGUGUUGGCUGUUGGUGAAGUAUUCGGUCCAGUCGUCCUGCUGUGAUCCACGUCUGCGGCCGGAAAAGGCUCGUUAUGGAUCCGUACGCUCUGAAAACCAAUGAUUUCCUGUGGGAGCGUCUGAUCGUUAUGCUUCUCUAAUGGACAGCGGUUGAAAAGGAGCAGCUCUGUACACCAGAAAUGACAACAGGACUUCAUUUCCACGGGAGGGUCCAGUGUGACGGACUUCAUGCUACCUGAGAAAGAUGUUCCAAGUCUCCGCAUCUCAGCAGACUGCAUCUGCAUUUCUUUAACCAGAUUCACCCCUUAGCUGCUGUUUAUGGCCAUCAUGGAGGAGAGCAAGCUCAUCUUCAGCCUGGACCACCGUGACGAAGGUCCCUCGGUGGCUUUUUCCAAAGACAAACCACCAACCAGCCGACCGGACAUGAGCUUGGGGAUCAAUCUAGACCUGAGCCAGGGCCACCGCUCCCAGCCUCCCUUCCUGCCUCACUCCCCCUCAUCUCCAGGCUCUUUAGCUGAUCUGUCAGCAUCGUCAGCAGGCCUGCUUGUCACCAGCAACCUGGUCAAGUCCUCCUCCACGGACCUGGAGCCCAGAGAGAGCGGCUCUCUGAGGGGGAAACCUCUCCUGAGUCUGGUCAAGUCUCUGAGCACGGAGAUCUCCCGCCGGGUCGAGCCUGAGGUCAACCUCUCCAAGUCCGACUCCAAGCUUCACCUGCAUCCCUGGAAGCAGCUCACGCAUCCAAAGAUCCCAGAGGCCCGGCCUGUAACCGGGGGGCUGAGUGAGAAUGACGACUGGGUAUCGCCUCCCUCCACGGGCAGCAUGUCGCCCACUGAGCCCCGGGGCAGCUCACUGAUCGCCGAGCUGGAGGACACUCGGAGGAAGUUCUCAGAGGCCAUGCAGGACCCGCUGAGCAUGCUGAGCAAGAUUAUGGGGGAUGAAAGCCCCAAGCAGGGGAGGGCUUCUGGUGCCGGAGACUCGCCGGCCUCACAGGUCAGCUGUAGAGGAGACGGAGGCGGCGAAGACUCAGAGCCAAAGUGCCGAAGGAGAACCGACAGUGAGCACAGAGGCGUUUGUGAAACUCCCCUCAGAAGACUCCAAAAAGAGUCGCUGAUCAAAUCAUCCAUCUCUCCAGAACGCCAAACCCACAGCAAGGACAGCCAUUUUGAAAUCUGCACCUAUGGGGACACGAUUCAGGUGGUGGAGCUCCAGCACUCCUCCAGAGGGGCUCAUCACAGGACUUACCCCCAGACUAGAGUCACGGUGCCGGGUUCAACGCUGCCCCUGUACUGGCUCUUCCCAGUGGGACUUCUAGCUUAUGGCUUCUUCGUGCUGCCGCUGCCCUCCUACGUGACGGGUCUGUCUGUCGGGGUCGCAUGCGGAUUUAUUCUGGGCCUGGUGGUUGUUUUCAUGUUUGCUCCUCGACGAUCAGCUGCCAGAAGAAACAGGGACUCUCGCUUUAGCAAAUCCAGCCCCUUGAACAUGGAUCCACUGGACGGGAAGCUCAAAGAUCCAGAAAUCCUCGAGGGUUGGAUGAAUGAGACUCACAGCUACGACCCCGAAACCUUCCAUCCCUCCAUCACACACUCCGUCUACGUGACGCUGGAGGGCAGCCAGCUGCGCCUGUCUUACCCACGUGCCAACAUCCCCCGGUGGGCAGCUUUCGACGAAACGCCCCACGAGGCCGUGUUCCUGCAUUCACGCAUUUACCAGCUGGCUAACUGUAAGGUGUCUUUGGUGCCUCCUGGUUUGGCUCGUAAGAGGGUCUGGAACAAGAAGUACCCCAUCUGCAUCACUCUGGCUGAGGGGGAGGUCGGGGAGGAGAGCCUGUUCGAAGGGCAGGAGGAGGAAGAAAGGGCGGUAAAGGAGAUAAUUCAAGACUACCAGCUUCCUCUCAGCCUCUACCUGUUCGGUCGUACAGGCAGAGAGAAGGAGGAGUGGUUCCAGCACUUCCAGUUUUCUUCCAGGGUUGGAGGCCAGAGCAGUGUGAGCGGUGAGGAGAAUGUAGACACAAUAUCCAGUGCAGAGGCUGUUAAAGAAAGCACUGAGGAGCUGCCUGACCUGCCAGGAGCGAUAAGAACUAGAACGCUGCUGGACUACAGCACCUACAUGACCCAACUGAUUGGCUCAGAAAGCUGCGAUCCCACCCCAAGCCCCUGCCACAGCAACAAUGGAAGCCCGACAGCCUGCAAGAAGAUUCACACUGAAGAGCAUGGUUCUGGAGGUCAAGCUGGAGCUGAGCCUGGUGCAGGAAGUGGGCCAGGUGGAAGCUCUGCAGAGGGCCAGUCCGCCUGGGUGAACUCCCUGGUAGGCAGGAUUUUCUGGGACUUUCUCCGGGAGAAGUACUGGACCGAUCAGGUGGCGCACAAGAUUCAGAAGAAACUUAGCAAGAUCAAGUUGCCGUACUUUAUGAAUGAGCUGACUCUGGCUGAUCUGGACAUGGGAACCUGCCUUCCCCAAGUCCUCAGCACAUCCAAACCUACACUGGACAGCAGAGGCCUGUGGUUGGAGCUGGAGCUGGUGUACACAGGCUGCCUUCAGAUGACCCUGGAGACUAAGAUGAACCUCUGUAAGCUGGGUAAAGAGGGAGAGGACGAGGCCAACACUGUUCCAGAGACCCAGCAAAUGGGCUGUAAGCCGCGGCUGUGCAUACUGGCUGAUAGCGAUGAAGAGUCAUCGAGUGCAGGGUCGUCUGAUGAAGAGGAUGUUCCCACAUCUGAGCCUCAGGCGUCUCUGGGAGAUAAGAGCAGCGUGGUAGCAGCUGAUGGGCACACGGGUGGCAGCACUAGUAGGAAGAUUCUGAGAUUUGUGGACAAGAUAGCGAAGUCCAAGUACUUCCAGAAGGCCACAGAGAACGAGUACAUCAAGAAGAAGAUCGCUGAGGUCUCCAACAUGCCCCUGAUGCUCAGCGUCGAGGUGCUGGAGCUUUCUGGAACUCUGGCCGUCAACAUCCCUCCUCCUCCUACAGACAGGAUAUGGUACAGUUUCCGGGUGCCUCCCAGGUUAGACCUCCAUGUGCGUCCCAUGCUGGGGGAGAGGGAGGUCACCUUCACCCACGUCACAGAGUGGAUCGAGAAGAAACUGCAGUGCGAGUUUCAGAAAGUGUUGGUCAUGCCCAACAUGGAUGAUCUUUAUCUGCCUCUGAUGACAUCCGGCCUGGACAACCCGCCUCCAUCCCACCAGUCCUCCAUCCACUCCUCGUCCCAGCAGUCCUCCAUGGAGUCUCAGGAGUACCUGUCAGAGUAGAGCUCCUUUCUGGGGCAAUGCUGCUGAAAAAUGAAAGUCUUAUGGAUCCUGAAGCUGAAGUUAAACCCACCCUGAGCUUGGCAGCGACCUGGAGACUGUGAGAAUGGUGCUAUAGUGCCCCCUACUGUGAAGCCCGUUGAACCAACACCCUGAUGAGAGAUUUUUUUAAGGACCGAAGACAGAAAAACUGAAUGUUUGAACUGCACAAAAAAGUCUGUCUUUCUAAGAGGAUGUUAUUUGCUCAGUCCAUUUUCUAAUCCGCUGUGCAGGAUUGCAAAGUAAGAAACUGAAAAACAUGGAGAGGAUCAUGUGAAAAAACACUCAGAUCUGUUCAAUCAAGCUGCCAUGCUGCAUGUUUUAUCUGCACAGAGUUAAAAACCUCAUGGAGAAUAAAAAAGUUGUUCAAAACUCUAA
Messenger RNA from Amphiprion ocellaris (clown anemonefish), 5423 nucleotides. RefSeq names its product testis-expressed protein 2-like. Lineage: Eukaryota; Metazoa; Chordata; Actinopteri; Pomacentridae. The record is from RefSeq and is a predicted model, not a curated record. The coding region runs from base 2085 to 5009 and encodes 974 amino acids. Gene Ontology annotation, cellular component: endoplasmic reticulum. Gene Ontology annotation, molecular function: lipid binding. The transcript is spliced from 13 exons.